Messenger RNA from Lutzomyia longipalpis, 3014 nucleotides. RefSeq lists its product as uncharacterized. The transcript is spliced from 3 exons. NCBI's taxonomy places the organism in Eukaryota, Metazoa, Arthropoda, Insecta, Diptera, Psychodidae. Gene Ontology annotation, molecular function: copper ion binding. The coding region runs from base 244 to 1338 and encodes 364 amino acids. The record is from RefSeq and is a predicted model, not a curated record.
AAUUUCAAUAUAUGUGUUAUGUUUUACGAACCCAGAAAUCAACUCUCGUUGAUGGAUCAAUUUAUCAUAAAAGCAUCUUCCGUACAAAAAACACUACAUAUAUAUUGAGUUCAUACCUAUUACGUAAUAAUGACAUACUUGCUCCAUGUACACAAAACUCGUACGAGCAUCUUGAGUUGAACAACAGGUAAAAGUGGGAGAGAAUUGCCCGGAGAGGAGGUAUUGUAAUGUUGGGCUUUGUUGAUGACAAACAGUUUCAUUUUGAUCAUCAUGUUGGGUGCAUUAAGUGCAAAAGGAGCUUAUUUGCGUGGAAUUUACAUCUUUGGAGUUUUACAAGAUCUCUGUGGGCAUAAAAAGUUUCGGAAGAAAGUUCUUGUGAGUCUUUUGCGAACUUGUGCAUUCCUUGGUACAUUUUUAUUGGCGAUCAUCUUUAUUGGUCUCACAUGGAUUAGACCGCAAUUUCCCAUAAAAUCCUGUCGACGUCCUUGCAAUGUUCUGGAUCUACCGAUGAUAUGUCGCUUGCAAUUCACUGUGGAGGCAAUCAAUUACCACAAACGCGAUUGCAUAAGUUGCCACAGUAAUCCAACAAAAUUAUGCCGUGAAUGCGGGGAAGAAACCAUUUCUAUCAAUCGACAAUUUUCACCGCCACAGAUUGAAGUAUGUGAAAAUGAUAUUGUUGUCGUGGAUGUCCUUAACAAUGUCCCCAAUACGAGCAUUAAUAUAUUGUGGAAUGGUCAGGAUGAAGAUCUAUCGACAAGAGAGGAGGAUAGAAUCUUCUACAACAGCCUCACCAAUAAAUGUGAUCAUCGAUAUAAAUUUCGAACAACCCAUCCAGGAUUUCACGUGUACAGUGUCCUGGCCAGAGGCAAAUCUCAAGUGGAUUUGAAUAGUUUCCAUGAAACUACGGGAAGUUUAAUUGUUCGUAAAUUAAAUAAAAUUCCACGUGGAAUUGAUAAUGAGAAAUUGAUUGAAAUUUUUGAACAUGAUCAAGAAUUGAAAAUCAAAACAUCCCCAGAAUCACAAAGUUCUGUAAAUGACAGUACCCUUUUCCAAGUAUUGUAUUCAAAUUCAACAUCUAGAGUUCCCAUAAAUUUAUCAGUAAGGGACCAUAAAAUAUUAGUUCAUUCUAUAAAUGGAAAUUCGAUAAAAAGUACAAAUUUUCCACGAAUUAAAUUAAGAGUAAAGGAUUACAUUGAAUUUUCGCUAAUGCCUUAUCUUUAUUCUAAAAAUACUCGCAUUUUCCUCAAUGUAUCAACAGAAGGGUUUCCCAGAAAAUUGAGCAAUGAAAUAGAUUUUCACUUGGAAAAUAGCUCAACGACAUCAUUUUACUUGAGAUGAAAUUAUGCUAAAAAGUUUCCUUUGUGAACUUACAUAUUCCCAUAAAGUAAGCAAAUGCCGGGAAUUUAUUUAGAUUCCCAUUUUUAAUUGUUCUCUGAAUAAUAUUUAUUUGAGUUAAUCUAUGAAUAGUCCUUUCUCAAGCAUUUUACGCACAAGAAAUUUACAUUAGUGCCUGGCAAUGUGAGUAUUCCCGCGAAUUCAAUCAAAUAAACCAAAUUACAUGAUUCAUUCAGUACACGCAUAAUAUAAAAGUUUAAAGAAUUUAUUGUGCGUGCGUGAUGGUGUGGACGCAUUUUUUUAUUAUUUCGUGCACGAUUGCAAAAGGGCUAAUAAAAGUCGAAGAAUAAAAAUUUAAGAAUUGCAAAAUAUCUUGAAAGGGUGUGCUUUUUAAUGGAUUAUAAAAAUUAUAUUAUGUACCUAUUUAUAAAACAAUAAAAAUCUCUGAACUACAUUAGGAUGAAAUCUUUGAUCAUUAAGAAGCAAUAAAGUUUAGUCUUUAUGAAUUAACUUUUCUUCAGAAAGCUUCAAUUUUGUAUUGGGGCAUCAAACUCUAAAAAGAAAGUGAAGUGAAAUUUAAAAUAGAUUUCCUAAUAGAACUGCUUUUCAGGGAGUAAUAAAUUAUUAAUUAUUUAAAGUACAACAUUAAAACGUCUUUGAGAGUACUUUGACAAUAAACCGUAACGGAUUAAGCUUCAUCUCACAGUUUGGUUUCUAUGCAAUGACUUCCUUUAGCUUUUAAAUUAAAUGAGAAAUAUUAUUAUUUAAAAUGGCUCUUGCAAUUAUAAUAAAAUUCCUUGCAAAAAGUAAUAAAUAUUAUUUAUUUGAUUUUAUUUAUGCAAUUUAUGUCUAUUGUAGCUUGAUUGCAUAAAACGUACAGACCACUGUAAAAAAUAGUGGUACACUGAAGUGUCUUUAUUCUCUUGGGAAUUGAGAAAAGUUUCUUAAUGUGAUUUUGAAGCAAAUUUAUUUUUUGAUAGACAUUUUUUUUAAUAGAAAAAAAAUCUAGUUCUUCUAAAGAUAUCGAGCUUAACUUGCGAAAAGUUCAAUUUAGCAAAGAGAUUCAAUUUGAAUUCUCGCUUUCAAUUUGUUGAGAAUAAUUUUAAACACUCAAUGUUCAUUUUAACAUACAACUCAUUUAAAUAAAUUUAAUUAUUUCGACUUUACUAAAAUUAUUUCAAGGUUCAACACAAAUCAACUACACACCCGUUGACUUUCAUAUAAUGUUUUAUAAUUGCCACAUAUAUGUUAAGACAAUAUAAUUUAUUUUUGUCCCCUAAUGAAUGUCUCAUUUAAUUCGUGUAUUAUACCUACGCUACAUAUUAUAAGAAAAAAAAACAACAAAAAUAAAUAUUUUUCAUUUUAUGUGCAAAAAGCCACCAACUAUCCGUAUACUUAUUAGGUAAUCAAAUACAAGUUUUUGUGAACUUUAAAUGCCAAUAUCACAUUUGCAGAAAUUAAUCAUAAAAUUCAAUAAAUUCAAGUGCAUGAAUGCACUUUCACUUUCCUCGCACAAUGCAUGGAUCUGGGUGGGUAUAUAUGGAGAAAGUUUUGUCUUUUUCCUCCGUGGUCAGUUAUUGGAUUAUGUGCAUUUCCGUAAUGCAUCAACAUAAUACUCACAGAGGAAAACAUUUUGCGGAGAAUUGUGCAUUGUGAGAUAAGUGGCUUUACAUGAGAAG